UGGUUAGUCUAUUUAAAGACUUUGGAUCGCACAGAACGUCAGAAUUGACAAAUCUUUUUCGCAAUGACAGUUACCUGGGAUAGUGUUAACAAGCUCUGGAGUGGUCCUGAACGAUCCUCCAUGUACAGUGAUGACACUUCAGUGGGUAGAAUUAUAUUCAAUACCAUGAAGAAUUAUCCCAAGAAUGUGUGUCAGAUAUCAGAUAGCGAUGGCAUUGUUGUGACCAACGAGGAGGCCAUCACCUGGGCCAUUCGCAUUGCCCAGCAUCUGAAGCAACGUGGCCUGGAUCACAGAAGUGUCGUCGGUGUCGUGGGCAGGAAUACAACCUAUGUAAUGCCAAUGGGUUUGGCAUGCCUGCUAAAUGGCACACCAUUCCACGGUGUAAAUCCCAUUUUCGAUGAAGAGACUCUCAAAUACAUGUACAACAUAACACGACCUGCAUUGAUAUUCUGUGAUGCACAAUUUUAUGAUAAGGUUCAUGCAGCCACCAAGGAAUGGAAUCCCGAAAUUAUAUUGCUUUCUGGCCACAUUGAAGAUGUUCUGACUAUUGAGAGUCUGUUGACAAAAACUGCUACUGAAAUGUUUUAUCAACCGGAACCACUUAAAGAUGGCAGUGAUCAGACCAUUGCUAUACUCUGCUCCUCUGGCACCACGGGUUUGCCCAAAGCUGUCUGUGUUUCAAACAAUGUGUUGGUGCAGGAUAAAAUGCUGGUCAAUAGCGAAACCAUAUUCUUCAUCACAAGCGGCUUGGAUUGGAUUAGUGGCCUGUGGGCUUUCCUUUUCAGCACCUUCUUUGGCAGCACUCGCAUCAUCACAGACCAACCUUUCUCCCCGGAAUACUUUGUGAGAUUGGUGCGUAAAUAUAAAAUCAAUUAUGCCACCUUAGCUCCGGUGCAUUUGGCUGCCAUUGCCGCCUGCAAAGAAGCCACACCCGAAGCGCUCGCCUCGAUGAGAAAUCUAAACUAUGGCGGUGGCAUUUUGUCGCAAUCGACACUGGAACGCACACAGGAAUUAUUCAAGGAAGCUACUUACAAUUCGGGUUAUGCCAUGUCCGAAGUUGGCAUAGUUACAAUGAGUUUUGGCAUCCGCAAUGCAGCAACAGCUGGCCAUCCAAAUCCGGGCAUUAAGAUACGCAUUGUCGACGAGUCUGGAAAGAGAUUAGGCCAUAAUGAAGUAGGUGAGAUCUAUGUGCAUACGGGUAAGCAUUGGAAUGGCUACUAUGGCAAUCCAGUUGCCACACGGCAAAUGCAAGACUUUGAAGGUUGGAUUCAUACGGGAGAUUUGGGUUACUUUGACAAUGACAACAAUCUGUAUAUUGUGGAUCGCAAAAAGGAAACCCUCAAAUACAUGGGCAUUCAUUAUUGGCCUACGGAAAUUGAGAAUGCAAUUCUGGAGUUGCCACAAGUCAAGGCUUGCUGUGUCAUUGGCGUUCCCGAUGAUCUAAUUGGCGAUGCAGCUGGUGCUUUGGUGCUCAAGAAUCCCGAUUGUGAGAUUAGCGAAAAGGAAAUCGUUGACUAUGUGAUCAAGCGGCUGCCGGUUGAAACAAAGCAUCUGCAUGCCGGAGUUCGUUUCGUGGACAGAUUACCAUUCAAUGCCAAUGGCAAAUUCAUGCGUAAGCAAGGACUCGAAAUGUUUCUGGCACAAUAAGUGGACUAUGUGAUUGGGAGUGAGGCAAACGUUGUUUAACUCUAUUAUAUAUAAUUACUUUUUUUAAUUGUUAUGAUUUUCAA
Molecule: messenger RNA, 1730 nt
Organism: Drosophila nasuta
Lineage: Eukaryota; Metazoa; Arthropoda; Insecta; Diptera; Drosophilidae
Exons: 5
Coding region: 64-1647 (527 amino acids)
Biological process (GO): long-chain fatty acid metabolic process; fatty-acyl-CoA biosynthetic process
Molecular function (GO): long-chain fatty acid-CoA ligase activity
Source: RefSeq, a predicted model, not a curated record